AAAGAGAGAUUAAAGUAGACCUAACUGACUGUUCACUUUCUGAGUUAGAGGCCCAAGUUGAAUUAGCAGGGACUGUUAUAAAAGCUUUAGGUUUCAGGCUCACAGUCGUCUGAGUGAGAAGAGAAGGCGCCAAUGGAUCUGGCUGUGGUCCUCGUGCUCUGCCUCUCCUGCCUGCUUCUCCUCUCACUCUGGAAACAGAGCUCUGGGAAAGGGAAGCUCCCGCCGGGCCCCACUCCUCUCCCGAUUCUUGGAAAUAUCCUACAGCUAGAUAUUAAGAACAUUGGCAAAUCCUUAAGCAAUCUCUCAAACACCUAUGGCCCUGUGUUCACAGUGUAUUUUGGCUUGAGGCCCGCUGUUGUGUUGCAUGGAUAUGAAGCAGUGAAAGAAGCCUUAAUUGAUCAGGGAGAGGAGUUUUCUGGAAGAGGCAAUCCCCCAAUGUCUCAAAGAGUUAAUAAAGGAUAUGGAAUCAUUUUCAGCAACGGGAAGAGAUGGAAGGAGACCCGGCGCUUCUGCCUCAUGACCCUGCGGAAUUUCGGGAUGGGGAAAAGGAGCAUCGAGGACCGCGUUCAAGAGGAAGCGCGCUGCCUGGUGGAGGAGUUGAGAAAAACCAACGGGUCACCCUGUGAUCCCACUUUCCUGCUGGGCUGUGCUCCCUGCAAUGUGAUCUGCUCCAUUAUUUUCCAAAAUCGGUUUGAUUAUACAGAUCAGAAUUUUCGUAACUUGCUAGAGAAAUUUAAUGAAAAUCUCCGGAUUGUGAGCUCCCCGUGGAUACAGAUCUGCAACAGUUUCCCUAUUCUCAUCGACUAUUUCCCAGGGAGUCAUAACAAAGUAUUUAAAAAUUUUGCUUAUGUGAGAAGCUAUGUUUUGGAGAAAGUAAAAGAACAUCAAGCAACUCUGGACAUUAACAAUCCUCGGGACUUCAUUGAUUGUUUCCUGAUCAAAAUGGAACAGGUAAAAUGUUGAUGACAGAUUGGUUAUCU
Messenger RNA from Capra hircus (goat), 980 nucleotides. Its product is annotated as cytochrome P450 2C18-like. The transcript is spliced from 5 exons. Gene Ontology annotation, cellular component: intracellular membrane-bounded organelle; cytoplasm. Lineage: Eukaryota; Metazoa; Chordata; Mammalia; Artiodactyla; Bovidae. The record is from RefSeq and is a predicted model, not a curated record. Gene Ontology annotation, biological process: xenobiotic metabolic process. Gene Ontology annotation, molecular function: oxidoreductase activity, acting on paired donors, with incorporation or reduction of molecular oxygen, reduced flavin or flavoprotein as one donor, and incorporation of one atom of oxygen; iron ion binding; heme binding. Bases 133 to 963 code for a protein of 276 amino acids.